AUGUUUCUGAAGAAACUGCUCACUUCGGCAGCGGCCCUCAGCGGCUCUGUCUUUGCACAGAGCCAGGCUGGCGUCGACCCCCUCGACGACCCGGGUAAUGAUCUAUACGUCAAAGACCUCUCCGAAUGUCCCGGAUACAAGGCUACGAAGCACUGGGAGACCAAGUCGGGGUUCUAUGCACAUCUGUCUCUCUCUGGACCGGCCUGCAAUGUCUACGGCACUGACUUGCCCGACUUGAAGCUGGAAGUCGAGUACCAGACCGACAGCCGCCUGCACGUCAAGAUUCUCGACACCAAUAACACGGUCUACCAAGUUCCCGACAGUGUCUUCCCGCGCCCUGGAUUUGGCCAGUGGUGCUCGCCCAAGCACUCAAAGCUCAAAUUCCACUUCAAGGCCGAUCCGUUUUCGUUCUCCGUGUCUCGCACUGAUACCGGAGAGAUUCUCUUCGAUACCACCGGCAGCCAGCUGGUCUUCGAGAGCCAAUAUGUCUACCUCAAAACACAACUCCCCGUAAACCCUCACCUUUACGGACUUGGGGAGCACAGCGACGCCUUCAUGCUGAACACAACCAACUACACCCGGACCAUCUACACCCGCGACGCUUACGGCACACCCCAGGGUGAGAACCUCUACGGCGCGCACCCGAUCUACUUUGACCACAGAGGCAACGCCACACACGGAGUCUUUCUUCUCAACUCCAACGGCAUGGACGUCUUCAUCGAUAAGGACGACAAGGGCGCACAGUUCCUCGAGUACAACAUCAUCGGCGGAGUCCUCGACUUUUACUUCAUGGCCGGCCCCUCGCCGCGCGAUGUCGCGAUGCAGUACGCGGAGAUCACUCAACUUCCCCUCAUGACACCGUACUGGGGACUCGGAUUCCACCAGUGCAAGUACGGUUACCGGGAUGUUUAUGAGGUUGCGGCCGUCACGGCGAAUUACUCGACUCACGAUAUCCCACUCGAAACCAUCUGGACUGAUAUUGACUACAUGGACCGGAGACGCAUCUUUACCAUUGAUCCCGAGCGCUUCCCGGCAAAUUUGUACAAGGACCUCGUGGAUACAGUCCAUGCGAGGGACCAGCAUUACAUCGUCAUGGUCGAUCCUGCCGUAUACUACAAGGAGUCGAACCCGGCGCUUGACAAGGGUCUCGAAUACGGCACCUUCAUGACCGAAAAGAAUGGCUCUGUGUACCAGGGCGUCGUCUGGGCUGGUCCAAGUUACUUCCCCGAUUGGUUCCACCCGAACUCGCAGGAGUACUGGAACGAGCAGUUCGCCGACUUCUUCAAUGGAGAGAACGGCCCCGAUAUCGAUGCGCUCUGGAUUGAUAUGAACGAGCCUGCAAACUUCUACAACCGCCCUUAUCCCGGUAACAACACUACCCCGGAGAACUUCGCUGAAGUGGACGGCGACCCGCCAGAGGCGCCUCCCGUCAGAGAUGGACCCGAUGCCCCGAUCCCAGGGUUCCCAGACAGUCUCCAGCCAAACUUUGCCUCCGGGCAAACAAACGAGAAGCGCGAAGCAGCAUCUACUACUACUGUCCAGCACUCCACCCGCUCCCUCGCCCGUCGAACUCGCGGCGCCGGCCGCUGGCGCUCCGCCCACCACAGCCACAACCAGGGCAACUUCGUCCACCCCGGCGCAGGCUGGCAACACGGCCGACGCACAGGGUCCGGCUGCGGUCCCAACGAGUGCAAGGGUCUUCCUAACCGCGAGUUCAUUCGCCCCCCUUACAUGAUCCAGAACGGAGCUGGUCCCACGCUUGCUGAUAGCACGGCCGAUACCGAUAUCGUGCAGAGUGGUGGGUAUAUCCAGUAUGACACGCAUAACCUGUACGGCGCGAUGAUGUCGACCAGAUCGUAUAAUGCUAUGCGGGCGAGGAGACCUGAUGAGCGCGCGCUGGUUAUUACGCGGAGUACAUUUGCUGGAUCCGGAAAGGAUGUUUCGCAUUGGCUGGGUGACAACGUCUCCGGCUGGCCCUGGUACCGCCAGUCCAUCAGCCAGAUCCUGCAGUUCGCAUCGCUCUACCAGAUCCCCGUUGUCGGCGCGGACGUCUGCGGGUUCGGAGGCAAUGUCACGGAGACCCUCUGUGCACGCUGGGCAACCCUCGGCUCCUUCUACACCUUCUUCCGCAACCACGCCGAGAUCUUUGCCAAUCCGCAGGAGUUCUACCGCUGGCCGACUACCGCUCAAGCGGCGAGGAAUGGACUUGCCAUUCGGUACCAGCUGCUCGACUACAUCUACACCUCAAUCUACAAGCAAAACCAAACCGGCACACCGACCCUGAACCCGCUGUUCUUCAACUACCCCAGCGACGCCAACACAUACCCAAUCGACAUGCAAUUCUUCUACGGCGACGGCAUCCUCGUCUCCCCCGUAACAGAGGAAAACAGCACGAGCCUCACAUACUACCUCCCUAACGACAUCUUCUACGAGUUCGGCACCGGCGCCCCCGUCCGCGGACGUGGCGAGUACAUCACCACGGAAGUCGACUACACCGAUAUCACAGUGCACUACAAGGGUGGAAUCAUCUAUCCACUGCGUGUGGAGAGCGCGAAUACGACGACUGCGCUUAGACAGAAGGGAUUCAAUCUCGUUGUUGCGACGGGGCUUGAUGGCAAUGCGAAGGGCGAGUUGUAUCUUGAUGAUGGGGUGUCGUAUGUCCAGGAGGCCGUCAGUGAGAUUGAUUUUGUGUAUCGACGGGGUGUGCUGAGGAUGAGUGGGAGCUUUGAGUAUGAGGCCGGUUUUGGGAUUGAGGUUAUUACUGUUCUGGGGGUUGAGGAGGAGCCGAAGGGGUUGAGGAAGCGUGGGGUGGAGUAUGAGUAUGAGGAGGAGACCAAGAAACUGGUGCUUCAUGUUGAUGUGCCGCUGACCAAGGGGUGGAGCUUGAGGAUUCUUUGA
Messenger RNA from Aspergillus calidoustus, 2898 nucleotides. NCBI's taxonomy places the organism in Eukaryota, Fungi, Ascomycota, Eurotiomycetes, Eurotiales, Aspergillaceae. The record is from the annotation of a GenBank genome assembly.